Messenger RNA from Papaver somniferum (opium poppy), 910 nucleotides. Its product is annotated as mavicyanin-like. NCBI's taxonomy places the organism in Eukaryota, Viridiplantae, Streptophyta, Magnoliopsida, Ranunculales, Papaveraceae. The record is from RefSeq and is a predicted model, not a curated record. Gene Ontology annotation, molecular function: electron transfer activity. The transcript is spliced from 2 exons. Gene Ontology annotation, cellular component: plasma membrane. Bases 164 to 730 code for a protein of 188 amino acids.
UACCACACCAAAUAGCAUUUGCGUUACAACCUAUUUGUCAGAAAAAACUCUGAAAUUCCUUUGUCUUCUACUCCUUUUCUCUCUUUAAAACCACUAGUCAGUCUUUUGUUCUUCUCACUCUAAGUUUGUUUGCAGAUCUUGUAAUCACUUAAGAAUUUUGGUCAUGGGUUUAGUUGAGAGAGUUAUGUUUUUCAUGGCUUUGGCUGUUUUAUGUGUUGCUUCUUCAACUGCUGAAGUUUACAAGGUUGGUGAUGAUAAGGGAUGGACUACUCUUACCCCCAUUCCUGAUUACCAAAAAUGGUCUUCUUCUAAAGCCUUCAAAGUUGGUGACUCCAUCGUUUUCGAGUACCCACCACAGAUCCACAACGUGGUCCAAGUAAACUACACAGACUACAAGAACUGCAACGCUGCAUCACCAAUCAGAACCUUCACCUCCGGCAAAGAUACAAUCCCAAUCAACCGCAAGGGACACUACUGGUACAUUUGUGGAAUUCCCGGCCACUGUGCUAUGGGACAGAAAGUUGAUAUCAGGGUUGUUACUCAUGUAACUCAAACUCCACCUUCAACACCAACAUCUUCUUCUCCUUCCGCUCCUACACCUUCUUCAGGACCUUCACCAUCUGCACCAGCUCCUUCACCAAAGAAAAGCAGUGCUGUGACUAUUUCUAAGGGUCUCAUCGGAAAGUUUGCUUUCGUCGUUCUUGCAGUUGUAGCUGCUGUUGCUUACUAGGUUCCAUUUUUAUGAUGAGAGACAUUAAUUUGCUGCUUUAAAUUUUUGUUUUGAUUGAUAUGGUUUUUGCUUUUUCGGUUUUACUUUCUGUGACUAGUAUCUACACGUUGUUAUGGUCUUAACUGUGACAAUUGUGUUUUAUUACUGAAUCUGAAUCUGCUAUACUUGUGGUUUUUUCAA